UUCUACACAUACUAUUAUACAUUUCACGUAUUAAUUCGUGAAAUAUGUCUCUGACUGGGUGUAAAACUAUCAUUUUUGUCUUCAAUAUUUUAACGAUCGUGCACAUAUGUUGUGCAAACCAGAAUGUCAAACAUAAAGCUAGGAUAAACUAUAAACUUAAAAAUGAAUAUGUAUCGGACGAAAUAGAUUCAAAAAGUCUAGCUAGCUGCUUGAUUAAUUGUUCCUCGCAGCAAGAUUGUAUUUCGGCAUCAUUUAAAUCACCGACAGAAAAGUGUUUGUUGUCGUCGUAUGAUACAAUUUGUGACAGCGGAAGUGGACCUAGUUUUUUGACGGGAAUAGUAUUUGCAGAGGGGUGGACAACAAUGACAAGGAUAAAAUACCCAGACACUACAAUGUGUCCUGAUGGAUGGACGUACUUCGAGAAUUCAUGUUACUUAUUCGGGAGUAAUGAUCUUAAAUUCUACGAAGCUCAAUGCUUUUGCAGUCAGUUCGAUGCCAAUCUCGUGAACAUAGAAAGUGUUGCUGAAAAUGAUUUUCUUAGAGGCAUUCUGUUGCAACAAGAAGCGCCAAAACACUGGAUUGGCAUGACCGAUUAUGAUAUUGAAGAUGACUGGAGGCACUUCCCGUCUUUGAAGGCAGUCACAUGGUUUGAUUGGGGGCCAUACCAGCCGAAUAAUGGUAGAGUUUCCAACUGUGCGGGAAUUUGGCAAAGUUUCGACACCCGCUGGGUCGAUGAACCCUGCACAAACUUAUUUCGACCGAUAUGUGAACGAAAGUAA
Molecule: messenger RNA, 779 nt
Organism: Ruditapes philippinarum (Manila clam)
Lineage: Eukaryota; Metazoa; Mollusca; Bivalvia; Venerida; Veneridae
Product: C-type lectin domain family 3 member A-like
Exons: 4
Coding region: 45-779 (244 amino acids)
Biological process (GO): biological process involved in interspecies interaction between organisms
Cellular component (GO): external side of plasma membrane
Molecular function (GO): carbohydrate binding
Source: RefSeq, a predicted model, not a curated record